This is a messenger RNA of Musa acuminata AAA Group (dessert banana), 477 nucleotides long. RefSeq lists its product as uncharacterized. The transcript is spliced from 2 exons. Bases 148 to 372 code for a protein of 74 amino acids. The record is from RefSeq and is a predicted model, not a curated record. Lineage: Eukaryota; Viridiplantae; Streptophyta; Magnoliopsida; Zingiberales; Musaceae.
GAUUUCACGGAUCGGGUCAGGCCCGGCGACCCGUGUCGAUAAAUGCACAAGUGACCACGGCGUAGCCGGGUCUUUCGCCUCCUCGACGACGAACGCCCUUCUUCUCCUCCACCGCCGUUUGCUCUUCCGUCGAAAUCGCAGUUCCAGAUGAAGUUUCUGGACUGGUAUUUGAAGAUUGCGGCGGUAUCGGCGCUAAUCGGGGCUUCGAUGGAGCUAUUCAUGAUCCACACCGGUUUCUACGACAAGGUCACCGUGCUGGAGUCGGAAAAACGUGCCUGGGAGAGCUCUGAAGAAGCUCAAGCCAUCAGAGAAGCUCUUAAUCCUUGGAGAAAACAUAUGACGAAUAAGCAAGAAGAUCCUCACGAGUGCUGAGAUUGAGAUUCUGUAGCAGUUUGUUGGUGAAUGUUAUUUUUCUUCUGCAGGACAUCACAACCACUUUUUGUUUCUGUUGGAAGAGCGAUACGAUCAUUUGUGAUA